CAUCAUCAAAGAAUUAUUGAAAAUAUUUUUUCUAAAAAUUUUAUUUAAAUUUUAUUUUACAAGUGAUUUCGAAAUUCCCAAAUUACAAUGUACAAAAAAUUCGUUCCGCUCAAUGCCAGCCAGAGUCCCACUAAAAAUCCUCAUGAAGUGAGGACAUUUUUGGGAGAACCUCUAAAGCCGCAACAUCCUGAAUGGCGUACCGAAAAUUGUGGUUACGAUCGAUAUUGUGAUAGUCCACAAAUGUCCGACAAUCGAAAACCCCUAACACUGGAAGAUGAAAUACGUAAAAUACAUCGGCGAACCCAGACAAAUAUCUAUACCAAACGUUGUCGCAAUGCCAAAUGUAAAGAAACAGAUCCAUACCUAACCUGUGUAGUGCCACAGCGUUCGCCAAAAGAUUUAAAACGUCAUGCUGUGUUGCGCGAGAAAUAUUUGAAUCUUCAACGGAAUAUGGGAGAAUAUGUUCAUGAUAUGAAAAAUGUAUAUGCGGUUCAUGCAAAUGCCGUCGAAUUAGAAAGUCCACCUGGGGAAUCGGAAGAAGAAGAUGCCGAAGAACAGGAACAGGAAGCUGUCAGGAAUAAUGUUAGACCUCAAUUGGCCAGCCCAGAAUGUAGCAUGGAAAUGCUAUAUGUUCCAACGCCCAGAAUUCUCGAAUUGCAGCGCCCCAAGAGUGGCGUUUACCUCAACGAAAGUAAACCACCAAAUUUUUAUCCCACCGAUGGUAUACCCUACAGUACUUAUAAUCCGCGAGUCUUACAAAAUCAAUUCGAUCGGCAGCAGUUGAAAAAGAUCGACAUCAUACCGGGCAAAACUACACAAGACUUGUGGACUUGGAAUUUGGGACUGCAACAGCGAGAAAGUGAUUUGGAUAGGCGUUUCAUAGAGACUGCAGUGCAAAAAUUCGAUUGUGAUAAGUCGGAACUGCUGGUCUAUAAGAUACCCGAUGAUUUGGAAAAAACAUUUAGAGCCCAAGUUGUAUUCGGCUCAAGGGCUCUCAAAAUGGAAGCACAACCAGCAAAGAAACAAACAUUCAAUCGCCCCAAAGAAAUGGCAUGUCUCUAUGUGGCCUUUGUGGAAAGUUUCCGUUUAAACUCGGACUUCUGGACCUGUGAAACGUUGGACUACAUUUUGAAAAUGGGCGAAAAGCUAAUUGUCAAGAGUCACAAAAUGAACUACAAAAGUCCGAACAGUGAUUACGAUAUAAUACCGCAAGUGGUGGAGCGCCAGGCAGAAGUUGGUCUAAAACUGCAUUUCAAUGGGACGCUGAAGGGUGAACCGAAUAUUUACAAGGCCUUGAGUUUGUAUUUCAACAAAUACAAUGCCUGUGUGGUGUGCUUGUCGAACAUAUAUCUGCUGAUACGCAAGAGAUGCAAAAACUCCUAUUACAUUUUCGAUCCCAAUGGCAGGGGAGAGGAUUGUGCAAGAGAUUCCGUUGGGGGCAAAUGUGCUCUGAUGCUGACCAACUUUGUUGAACAUUUGGUCCAUUUGGUGGUGAACCUCAGUGAGGCUGCCAGUAUGGGCGAGGAGUUUCAUUUGUAUGAAAUAAGUUUGGUAAAUUUUGGCAAGAUUAGUGAACCUUUGGCCCGGCGACCCUUUCCCAAAAGGUUCCAUAAAAUGUGGACUGUGGUGAAUGAGAGCUAUGCCUUAAUUCCGGGCUGUAACAAUGGCCUGUUUCCACCCACCUCGGGUGUGAUACCGAAUGCCUCAAUGUUGAUUUCCGUAAUGGCCAUAUUGUAUAGCUUAAUUGAACGACCCAUGGACUGGACCUCGGACUCGGUGGAUGAGCUGAUACGCCUGGGCACGGCUUAUUACAAAAGUUUGAGGAGAAAACUAAAGCUAAAGGAUAAUCAACAGAUAAAUGUCACCGAUUUGCCAGAUAAAUAUGUUUUGGGCACAUUUAAGGCCUCGCUGAAGAAGGCUCCAUUUUUCUACACUGGCACAGUUUCAGAUUAUUGUAAAAAGUUUCAGGAUUCCCUGCUGGCUUGUGGCCUUGAGGCUUUAUUCGGGGCCCAGUGGGAGGGAGCUUUAAUACAAAUCGACAAUUGCGUGGUGGCAGCUUGGCGGGAUGGCGAGCUAUUUUAUAUCUAUGAUCCAUUUCGUCGCGACAAGGUGGGCCAUGUUUUGGAUCCCGAGGAUUACAUGUCCAAAGGUUAUGCCGUCCUGCAAAUGCACUCAAAUAAGGACUCCUUUUUGAAACACCUCCAUGAAAAGUCUUUGAAAAUGCGCAAUGGUGGAAAAUUGUUUUUGCAUGCCAUCAAUGUGGGUUGCAUCAAGCCCAUAAUGGAUGGCAAGGUGCGGAAGCUGAGAUAUCCAAAACUUAAAUUGACUCCCGAAACCUAUGCCAAGGAAAAUGGGAGGGAGGGCAAUGAAGCAGAAGGGGCGGCCGGAGAUCAAUUGGCCCAAGUAGACAACCAAACCGGGGGAGAGGAGGGAGGCGAGAAGAAAACCAAGAAACCCAAAAAAUCCAAAAAGGAUAAGAAGGACAAAAAGAAGUUGGAAAAGGUCUGCAGCAUUGAAUCGCUGAAGGAGCACGAACGCCUACCCCUAAUGGAUGAUAAUGAAAUCAUUGAAAGCCUGGCCCAGCGAAUUGUGUGUGAAAUAGUUGACUCCCUACCCGAAUCCGCAGUAGAUAGACCUAAAUUGUAUAAACCGGCUGCCCAGGUCCUCUUGAGGUCUGACAAACAGUACCUGGAACAAUUGGAAUACAUGGUAAGACAUGAUCAGGAUUAUGAUAAUGUCAAUGCAGCUUUUCCCACACAACCACCCGCUGAAAGCCCCACCAUAACCCUGGAAGAGGAAUUGGCCAGUCCCAGUAAUUUCCACAGCCUGCCCGAAGGUACCUGGAUAAUUCUGGGUUCCCAAAAGCAGCCACGUUUGCAUGAAGAACAGGCCAAGGUGAAGGGGUUGUUGUCCUGCCUUGUGACCCUUGGUCUUACGGCACGCUAUAAAAUAUCCUCCUGGACAGCGGAGCUAAUAGAUUAUGCCCUCAGGGCCACGGAGAAGUUUGAGGAAGAUCUACAAACCUAUCAGUAUCUGCUGGGAGCGGUUUUAUCAAUGAAAGUGCCCUCGCUGAGUUUGGGCCAGCGUAGCUAUGAACUAAAGGUGGAGAAAAUAAUUAAAUCCGACCUCAGCAAACCCCUGCGGCAGGUCCUGCUCGAUUGUUUGAUAAACUAUAAUCGUAUCCUGGUCAUAUGCCAGCAAUUCAGCUGUGCCCUGAUAAAACGCUACAACUUCCUUUACAUGUUUGUCGGUUAUCCAGUCAACCAGGUUGGCUAUCGCCAAUUCAAGAGGGGGCCGGCAUGUUUGCUAAGAUCCGUAGAGCUGGACUCGCUAAUAAGGCGCAUAGAAUACGGCUGUAAUCCCCAGGGCUGCGAUGUAACCAAUUAUGUGGUCAUCCCUGUUAAGGUAUAUGACAUCACGCCCGAGGAAAUUGGGCGCUAUCGGCCAUGGCCAGCCAAUGUGGAGCAGCGUAUGUAUCGCCAGGCAUUGAAGGAACAACAACGCCGAGAGCAAAGUAAAAAGUCCAAAUUGGAAUUUUUGGAAAAUGAAUUGCUCGUGGAAAGGGAACGUUUGGAGGAGUUCCAAGAGGCCAAGGCCCAAGCCAAACAAAAAAAAGUCAAAUGGCCUCGAAACAAAGAAACCUCUGCUGAAGCAUCUUCGGAAGAUGAUCACACUGUGGUGGCAGAUAAUGAAUAUGACGAUGAAACCCCUACAGAUUUACCACCCAAACACCAGUUCGGCUCCAAACUUCCACAACAACGUGAGGAAUCUCUCCCUCAACCCCUACUCUAUGGCUACCACCUGCGUCACAAAGAUUAUCUCUUCAAAAUACAGGGCAGUAAAUUCCUGGAGGGUCGUGACGAAUGUCUUUGGGAUCAAAUAAAACCCUGUUUCUUUGCCAGCACCCUGUCCAUACUCUACGCCAUUCUCAAGCCCCACAAUCAAUGGACCGCACAGCGCAUAGAUCAAGUAAUCGAUUCCACGCGGAUUCUUUGUGAUGCCAUUGACGAUUUCUCCAAUUCUUCGGAGAGAAUUGUCAAAAAUAUUUCCGUCGAGGAUUACACCUUUGACAUAUGGAUAAAGAUUUUUGAACCUCUAGGUCUUAUUGGAGACCUCGGGCAGCAAAUUGAGAGAGCCACCAAAGCGCGGAAGUAUCUACUGAUCCACACUGCAAAUUCUAGCUAUGCCAUAUGUCGCGAUGUUCAUUUCCAUUUAUUUGAUUCGUACUCCUCAAUGCAUGUCCUGGAUAAUAUGCCACGAAGUGACAUCGUGGAUGAGGAGGAUGGAGAGGGGGAGGAACGUAGUAGGCGAAAGAGAUUCAAGGCGAUGAAAGGUGUUAAACGUUAUCCGGAACGUAAUACUGCUUCGUGGAUUCUAUUUGCCGAUAUCAAGUCCCUGGUGCAUUAUAUGGAUCAAAGGGCCUGCAGUCCGACGUGGAAAGAGGACGGGGAGUAUUCAUUUUUUGUCGUCGACAUCAUCUCCUACAAGAAAUCUCCUCUCACAGCGAACAUACUUCAACUGCUAACAGGAGUGGAUGCCUGCAACAUUCCCGGCGAGGAGGAAGCGGCAAUAUGUGCCCACAACGAAACCCCUGCCUGGCUGGAACAUUGCCUACCCAUUUGGAGUCGUUUGAAUCGAAGAAAUGCCGCAGGGAUAUAUCGCGGAACAGCCGUGUCGAAAUAUAAGAAAUUUGAUAUUGAAAUUGAAAAUCGCCUGUGGUCCCUUUGGGGUAAUUUACAUCCUCAGGCCCCGGUGUUUGAUAGUAAAAAUCGUGGUAAACAAUAUUUGGCCUGUUGUGUUAUGGCCUUGUGUGCGGCUCGACUAUAUCGCCUGGCCGAUUGGAGUUCUCAACUUAUGGAUGCGAUUAUCAUCAAUGGGGAUCGGUAUCACGAGCAGAGUAUUGCCGACAUUAAGAUACGCGACUAUGAAAUGCGUGCCGAAGAUCUGGAUGUUGAAUGCCGGCUGGAUAAUGUAAAAUUUUCGGUCCACAUUGAGCCACUGUGCUAUGGCCAAUUGUACUGCCGACCCAAUUUCAAUCGUAUGAAUUUAGCCGAGGCUCUGAUGUACUUCUUCAACACCCACCACCAAUUUGGUUUGUUACAAUGCUCGAAGAAAUGUCUGGCUUUUGGUCGCCUGCCCGGUCAUGAUGGUGGCUAUUUUAUGUUCGAUUGUCAGAGUCGUGAACAUCCGCUGUUUCCCAAGGGCCAAGGGGCCGCCUAUGUUUUGCGUACAAAAUAUUUACAAAUUUUACUCUACUGUCUCGUGGUCACUCUGAAUAUUCCCUAUUAUAAUGUCCAAUUUAUGCUGCACAGAGUUGAGACGCUGCCGGAGAAUACAUCCGUGGAGGAUGACGAUGGACGAGGUAGCUCAAGGGCUAGUCAAUGAGGGGUUAUAUCGAAUGUGUCAAUUGUGAGAAAAUUUUAUGUUUAAAUAAAAAUUAUUGAAUGUCGCCUCACAAUUUAAAAA
Musca domestica (house fly) is the source of this 5466-nucleotide messenger RNA. RefSeq lists its product as uncharacterized. Lineage: Eukaryota; Metazoa; Arthropoda; Insecta; Diptera; Muscidae. The record is from RefSeq and is a predicted model, not a curated record. The coding region runs from base 88 to 5385 and encodes 1765 amino acids. The transcript is spliced from 5 exons.